Calliphora vicina (urban bluebottle blowfly) is the source of this 3446-nucleotide messenger RNA. RefSeq names its product coatomer subunit beta (gene betaCOP). Lineage: Eukaryota; Metazoa; Arthropoda; Insecta; Diptera; Calliphoridae. Gene Ontology annotation, biological process: endoplasmic reticulum to Golgi vesicle-mediated transport; intra-Golgi vesicle-mediated transport; intracellular protein transport. Bases 165 to 3038 code for a protein of 957 amino acids. Gene Ontology annotation, cellular component: COPI vesicle coat; cytoplasm. The record is from RefSeq and is a predicted model, not a curated record. Gene Ontology annotation, molecular function: structural molecule activity. The transcript has 9 exons.
UUAAACUAAAAAUCUUGUGAAAAAUAUCAAACGCUACAUAUUUUUAAUAAAUUUAAUUUCAAUUUAUUUUAAUUAAUUGCAAAAUCACAUUAGAAAUCUCCCCUUAAUAUUGUUGUUUGUUAAUAAAGUGAAUUAAAGAGUGUGUGUAUAAAUAAAAAGUAAAAAUGGCUUUGUCUACCACUGUGCCCUGUUACACCAUUAUCAAUUCUCCGGACUUGGAGGUGCCCAAUGAAAUGCAAUUGAAACAAGAUUUGGAAAAGGGCGACACCAAUGUUAAAAUUGAUACUUUGAAAAAGGUUAUUCAGCUGUUGUUGAAUGGUGAACGCUUGUCGGGCUUAAUAAUGACCAUUAUUCGUUUUGUGUUGCCCGUACAAAAUCACACCAUUAAGAAGCUGCUGCUUAUCUUUUGGGAAAUUGUACCCAAGACUUCGGCGGAUGGUAAAUUGUUGCAGGAAAUGAUUUUAGUGUGUGAUGCCUAUAGAAAGGAUCUACAACAUCCCAAUGAAUUUCUACGUGGCUCCACCCUACGUUUCUUGUGCAAACUCAAAGAACCCGAGCUUUUGGAACCUUUAAUGCCUUCCAUACGUGCUUGUUUGGAACAUCGUCACUCGUAUGUGCGACGUAAUGCCGUCCUUGCCAUAUUUACCAUUUACAAAAACUUUGACUGGCUGGUACCCGAUGGUCCUGAAUUGAUAGCCAAUUUCUUGGAUACCCAACAAGAUAUGUCAUGUAAACGUAAUGCUUUCCUUAUGUUAUUGCAUGCUGAUCAAGAGAGAGCCCUUAAUUAUUUGGCUUCCUGCAUUGAUCAGGUGAAUAAUUUUGGCGAUAUCCUACAAUUGGUCAUUGUUGAGUUGAUCUAUAAGGUGUGUCAUGCUAAUCCCGCUGAACGUUCUCGCUUCAUACGUUGCAUUUACAAUCUGUUGAAUUCAUCUUCGAAUGCGGUGCGUUAUGAGGCAGCUGGUACUUUGAUUACGCUAUCAUCGGCGCCCACAGCUAUUAAGGCAGCUGCUGGUUGUUAUAUUGAAUUGAUUGUCAAGGAGAGUGAUAACAAUGUUAAAUUGAUUGUCUUGGAUCGUUUGAUUGCCAUGAAGGAGAACGAGAAUAUGGAGAAAGUUAUGCAAGAUUUAGUAAUGGAUAUUUUACGUGUCUUGGCAGCCCCUGAUAUUGAGGUGAGACGCAAAACAUUGGCUUUGGCCAUGGAUUUGGUGUCCUCUAGAAACAUUAACGAAAUGGUGUUGGUGUUGAAGAAAGAGGUGUCGAAGACCCACAAUGUGGAACAUGAAGAUACUGGCAAAUAUCGUCAACUCUUAGUGCGCACAUUACAUUCAUGCUCUAUUAAAUUCCCCGAUGUGGCAGCUAGUGUUAUACCAGUAUUAGUUGAGUUCCUUUCGGAUACAAAUGAAUUGGCUGCUGCUGAUGUUUUGAUUUUCAUCAGAGAAGCUAUACAAAAAUUCCCCUCUUUGAGAGGUUUAAUAAUUGGCCAUUUGAUAGAGGCUUUCUCUCAAAUCAAGUCCUCCAAAAUUCAUCGUGCUGCUGUUUGGAUUUUGGGUGAAUAUGUCGAUGACAAGAAUCAAAUUUUAGAAGUUAUUGAUGUUAUCUGUCAGACUUUGGGUGAAAUACCCAUGGUUGAGGCUGAACAAAAACGUUUGUCUGGAGAUCAAACCGAAGAAGAAGCAAAUGCUGCAAAUAAUCCACCACCUGUGGCUCAGAUUUCCAAUAACAAAGUUACUUCAGAUGGUACUUAUGCCACUCAGAGUGCUUUCAGUUUGGCACCAGUUGCUAAGAAGGAGAAACGCCCACCAUUGCGUCAAUAUCUUAUGGAUGGUGAUUUCUUUAUUGGAGCCGCUUUAUCGGCCACUUUGACCAAGUUGGUUUUGCGUUAUGCUGAUUUGGAACAAGAAGUUCAAGCUCAAAACCGUUUGACAACUCGUGUUAUGCUUAUCAUGAGCUCUAUUCUACAUUUGGGUAAAUCUGGUUUCCCCACCAAACCCAUUACCAACGACGAUACCGAUCGUAUUUUCAUUUGCUUGCGCACUUUAAGCGAACGCACAGAAGAAGCCGUUGAAGUCUUCAAACGUUAUUGUCGUGAAGCUUUGGGCAAAAUGUUGGAUGCCCAACACGAAGAAGAUCAACGUGUGCUCAAAGAGAAACAAAGAGCCGCUGCUAAAGUACAACCCGAUGAUCCUGUUCUCUUCUCACAACUCUCGAAUGGACGUGAAAAUCAAUUGGGUGAAAAUGUGUUUGAAUCUAGUUUGAAUCAAGCUUUGGCUGGCACCAAGUCAACCAAUUUGAGUGACAUCACCUCGCCCAACAAUAAGUUGAAUAAGGUAACACAAUUGACUGGUUUCUCCGAUCCCGUUUAUGCUGAGGCUUAUGUCAAUGUUAAUCAGUAUGAUAUUGUCUUGGAUGUAUUGAUUGUAAAUCAAACAAAUGAUACUUUGCAAAAUUGCACUUUGGAGUUGGCUACAUUGGGUGAUUUGAAAUUGGUAGAACGUCCUCAUCCUGUGGUUUUGGCUCCCCAUGAUUUCUGCAACAUCAAAGCCAAUGUCAAGGUUUCCUCCACAGAAAAUGGCAUCAUAUUUGGAAAUAUUGUUUACGACACUUCGAUUAACACCAAUGUUGUGGUAUUAAAUACCAUCCACAUUGACAUUAUGGACUAUAUUAUACCAGCCAGUUGCACUGAUACUGAAUUCAGACAAAUGUGGCAAGAUUUCGAAUGGGAAAAUAAGGUCACAGUCAAUACAACUUUCACCGAUUUGCAUGAAUAUCUCAAACAUUUGCUCAAGAGCACAAAUAUGAAGUGUUUAACACCCGAAAAAGCCUUGUCGGGCCAAUGUGGUUUUAUGGCUGCCAAUAUGUAUGCAAAGUCCAUUUUCGGUGAAAAUGCUUUGGCCAAUUUAAGUAUUGAAAAACCUGUUGAUGAUCCAGAUUCUAAAGUAACCGGUCACAUUAGAAUACGUGCCAAGAGUCAGGGUAUGGCUCUCAGUUUGGGCGACAAAAUCAGUUCAUCUCAAAAACUUUGUGUACAAGCUUCGUAAAAAUGUUUUCAUUCCAAAAUUUUCCAAAAAAAAAAAAAACAAACAGAUUCAAUAAUUACUCUGAGUUUAUUUUCUCUUUUAUUAUUAUUAAUAUAAACAUUUUUUUCUUUAUUCUGUGCGCUUAAUUUUAAGUAUUUUUACUAUUUCAAGAAUUAUAUGUUAUAACAAUUAUGUAUGUAAACAUACUACGUAUAAUACAAUUAUAAUAAAACAAUAUAUACAAAACGUAAUUAUAUUACAACAAACGAUUAAAGCAAAAAAAAAUGUAUGUAAUGUAGGGAAUUAUUUGAAAAUGUUAUGUAUAUUUAUUUCAUAUAGACAGAAAAUUAAAUUAUAAAAUGUUUGUUUGUGAAGAGGAGGAGGGGCUUAACAAAAUGUUAAAUACAAUAAACAUUAUAUGAUUCUUAA